AUGGCCGAAGUCAUGAGAACAUGUGCCACAGCCGGUAAAAUGGCUCUCGAUCUCUGCUCUAACGGUUUGCAACUGCGACUCUUCGCCUACCUUGCCCGUCACGGUGCUGCUUCACCGGUCCAGGGAGCAUCUGAACAACAACCCCUGCUGGAGCAGCGCAGCUUCGCCUCCGUGACCGAUGUCGUUGAGGAGGAAUUCACACUAUCUGAUGGUCGCAGCCUCGGUGUAGCCUAUUUUGGUGCAGAGAACGGCUCGCCAGUCUUCUAUUUUCACGGCUACCCGGGUUGCCGGCUGUCUGGCGGCGCCUUCUUUGACCGCGCCGGAAAGAAGCUCGGCGCUAGGAUCAUCGCGAUCGAUAGACCCGGCAUUGGCAACAGCUCUCCUCAGCCUGGCCGCAAACCUCUCGAUCUUGCGAGCGACAUUCGCGAACUUGCUGAGCAUUUGAAGCUCAAGUCGUACGGCAUCAUCGGCGUCUCAGGCGGUGGCCCAUAUGCUCUGGCAUGUGCGCGUGCCCUGUCGCCAGAGAAGCUGAAGGCUGUGUCUAUUAUUGGAGGCAUGGGCCCUAUCGAUGUUGGCUUGAAGGGCAUGAGCUGGGGUAACUGGCUGACCUUCAUCGGCCUGAUGUACUUCCCUUGGAUUACGCGCUUGCUGCAGAAGAAGGCUGCCAGCGUGCUGAACACCAUGCCUAACGAGAAAAUCAUCGAGCAGAUCGGGGGCAGAGUGACCGAAAGAACAGCCAGGUUUGUCGGUCCCGACCUGAUGUACUUGUUGGAGCCAGAAAGAAUGGGAACAAUGCUCGACCUUUACCGAGAGCACUAUAAGCAGGGCAUCGAGGGGUAUAUGGAGGAUGGCCGAGUUAUGACCACCGACUGGGGCUUUGAUCUCAAGGAUAUCCCAGCUGAGAUUCCUAUUCAGCUAUGGUAUAGUAAGAAGGACACGAAUGUUCCUUUCCAAAUGGGCGAGGCUAUUCGGUCGCGUCUCAGCUCGCCGCCCGAGUUUCAUGUGGAUGAGCACGAAACACAUCUGCAGUUGGUGUUGAAGUGCAGCGGAAGCGCCCUGGAGAGUCUUCUUGAGAAGCUCUAG
Messenger RNA from Phaeoacremonium minimum UCRPA7, 1083 nucleotides. RefSeq names its product putative alpha beta hydrolase protein. The record is from RefSeq and is a predicted model, not a curated record. The transcript has a single exon. NCBI's taxonomy places the organism in Eukaryota, Fungi, Ascomycota, Sordariomycetes, Togniniales, Togniniaceae. The coding region runs from base 1 to 1083 and encodes 360 amino acids.